CACGCGAGCGGGAGGUCUCCAUGGCAACUAGUGGGGCCUGCGCAAGACCCACUCGCCGCCACUGCUGCCACUGCCGCUGGCUCCGCACCGACCCUGCCCGCACCGAGGUCACGCUACGACCUGCUCUCUACUACGACCCCGGUCCCGCUCGUGCGCUCGCCCGUGCGCCCGCCCGAGGCCGUCCUUCUCACGCCGCCGCGGCCUCCCUGGCCUGACCUGACCGGGAAGCAGUUCCGGCGGAGGGCCGCUGUGACUCAUCCGCCUGCCAGCGUCCCCAGAUCGUGCCAUCUUGGCUGCGGCCCGCGGGGCACCCGGAGCCACGGAGGGAGCCGCGGAGACCCAGGUACGCGCCCGUCUCAGGCCCCGCGCCUCCGCAGGCCCCAGAACAAGUCCAACCUCCUGUGCUGCCCGCCUUGGCUUUGUGAGGUCCGCGAUAAAGGAGCAGAUCCGGAAUCGGGGAUCCCAAAGGCCUGCACCACCUCCAUCUCUUGGCGUGUCCACCCUGCGUUCACUCUGAAUCUUGAACCCUACCUAUUCUCUCAUUCCUGCCUGGUCUACCCAAUUUUAGCAUCACCGGUCUUCAGGUUCCGGGUUACCCAAAGCCCGUUCUCCCACCCAUCAGUUCAUCCUUUGGCUGACCUCUGCCAACAUGGUCCAACCCCAGACAUCAAAAGCUGAAACCCCAGCCUCUGCAGCCUCUACUAAUGCCCAAAUGGAUGAUGUCAUUGACACCUUGACCUCUUUGCGCCUCACCAACUCCGCACUCAGGCGGGAGGCCUCUACGCUGAGGGCGGAGAAGGCCAACCUCACUAAUAUGCUGGAGAGCGUGAUGGCAGAGCUGACCUUGUUACGCACCAGGGCCCGGAUUCCUGGUGCGCUGCAGAUCACCCCGCCCAUCUCAGCCAUUACCUCGAAUGGGACCCGGCCAAUGACCACGCCUCCGACCUCUCUGCCUGAGCCUUUUUCCGGGGACCCGGGCCAGCUGGCAGGGUUCUUGAUGCAGAUGGACAGGUUCAUGAUCUUCCAGGCCUCCCGCUUUCCAGGUGAGGCCGAGCGCGUGGCCUUCCUUGUGUCCCGGCUGACCGGGGAGGCAGAGAAGUGGGCGAUCCCCCACAUGCAACCUGACAGCCCCUUGCGAAACAACUAUCAGGGGUUCCUGGCGGAGUUGCGGAGAACCUACAAGUCCCCACUGCGGCACGCCCGUCGCGCCCAAAUCAGGAAGACUUCUGCCUCCAAUCGAGCUGUGCGGGAGCGGCAGAUGCUGUGCCGCCAGCUGGCCGCCUCGGGCACAGGCCCCUGCCCUGUGCACCCAGCCUCCAACGGGACUAGUCCCGCCCCUGCCCUGCCCACCCGAGCACGGAACCUUUAAGAACCUGUCACCACCCUGGUCGAGACCGCAACUACCAGGUCCCAAACCCUUUGCUGCAUAGAAGAAAAGCCCCUACCACAGCAUCCUUGUUUGAGACACCCCUUUCUGCCUCUCCCGACCUGCUCCAGAAGAUCUUCAUACUCUUGGGCACCUGGUCACCCACCUCGCUUCCUGGUGUUCCGUGCUAGCUCCGCACCUGCGCCCCUGUGCAUGUUUCCCCUCCCAUGCUUGCAACUGCAGCUCCUCGGGUGACUGCAGCUCUGCUGCUCCAUCACAUCCACCCCACAACAUGCUGCGGACCCUUAGGGCUGACCGACCCUUCCUGGCCUGACAAGGUUCACCAACGCUCCUCUUCUGCCCUCUGCAAACCCCCAGGGCAGCGCCCCACCUGGCUGCCCUGUUCUCACUGAUGAGCUUGCUGAUGAGAGAAGGCACUUUGGAUGGCUGGUGGCUUGAUGUGGGGACCUGGAGAAGGGAGUCUGGCCUUCCACCUGUGAGGUUGCUAGUCUGUCCAGGGCCCAGUGUGGCAGGCAGGGGCCCUGUCCUUGCUCUUGGUGGCUGAGCAAUCACUGCAGGGAUAUAGUGCUAGCAUGUCUGGGGGCACGCUCCAGUCUGCACCGGAGUAUGCAGUCAGUGGGCUGGUGGUUGCUGCUGGGAAAGGCCGAAACACAGGUUAAGGGAGAGACCUAGCGGAGACACUUCGGUGAAUGCCUGGCUUGAGCUGCCAGUGUUCUGGUGGCGCCGGGAGUUCUGGGAACCUGGAACUUGCCUGCUAGAGAAGGUGACUGACUUUGGACCACUGGGCUGCUCCCAGAAGCAGCCAGAGCAGCCUGUGCAUGCACGCAGUGCCCAAGGACCUCUGCGGGCUGAGGACUUGGCCUCCUGUGGGGAUGACCCCUGGUUGCUAGUGCGUGGUUACCCUUCCACUGUCCCAUGUCACUUGGUGGCAGGUCUCCUCUGGCUUGAGACUUGUUCUCUUCUCCAUUCAGGUGACAAGUGGCCUUCACCUCAGCCCCUCAGCCACCCACAGCAUCUGUAGGUCUCCAGAGCCCCCAUGUAGCAUGCCGCCCCCCCAUGCCAUCCAUCUGGUGUCUAGCCUUUACUCAAGAAAACUUGGCCUCUGACAGCCAGAGACCCACUUCCUUUGGGAUGCGUCCGUAAGCACGGAAGGCAAAGCAGGACUGGCCUCUGGUCGCUCCAGCCAGGGCCUCAGUGACAUUUGGAAAGGAAAAGAGCUGCGGACUACCUCCAUCCUAAGGCGACAGUGCAGACUGACACUCAAGUCCUAACUCUGAGGGACAAAGCCAUACUUCUUAGUGGUGGGCAGCGUUGCACUAACUCACGGGGAUGCCUGGCAUUCUUUUCCCCAGCGAGUCUUGGCCAAGUCAUUUGGCCAGUGAUGCUCCUGCCACAGUUGAAUGCCAAGUGACCUGCAUUUAUGCAGCCGCCUGGACAAUGGGGGGAGCUGGGGUGUCUUACCCUGGGCUUGUCCCUCCCUGUUCUGCUUGGCUGCAGAGGGACAGCUGCUGCACCCACCCAAAGACAUAUCUUGGGUUACCCAGAGGUUGGGUCUUGGGGCCCAUCCUUUCUUCCUACCUAAGAGUUUUGAUGAUGCUGAUGAAAGUGACUGCGUUCCUGAAGCAACUACUGCCUUGCAAGGUCAAGGGUACCCAGUGGUUGCUGAUGUUCGUGGGUCACUGCCACUCUCAUUGUAAACUCUGUUAGCCCAAUUGCCCUGCUGAACAACUGCCUGAAUACAGGCGACAGGCCCCCUGGAUUCCAGCCACGGCUGUUCAGGUGGGCCCUUGGUGCUCAUUAAGCUUGAAGUGGGGGAGGACACAGUGGAGCCCCCCAUUCUGGGGGUGGGGCCUCAGUCCAGGUGUGAAGACCACUUCCACUUAGGGCUCAAGUUUCCCUCUGCCUGCAUGCCAGGUGGAGGCUGCUGCGAUGAAGGGUGCGGCGUCGCCUGGGGCAAAGGAAUGCCUGCAGCUGGAGCAGGAGCCUGGAGGCUGUCUGUGUGGCCCAGCGCAGCUGGGGAGGGGGGCCCAAUGCAGGUGCAGGGCAGGAACUCGGCUCUCAGCCACCCCAGGCCCACUUCAGUGUCUGCACCAGGUGCAGUGUUUCAGCCACGCUACCCACACACCAGGGCCAGAGCCGCCCACACCUGUGACACUGAACGUGGGCCGCGGUGCCUGGCCCAGCCUGCUGCUCCAGCUUCCUUUAGCCUAGUGACUUAGUGCUUACAUUUGUGGGCUUGGGACUGGCGCUGUUGGACACCCACAGCCUUGGCUGCUACCUGCAGCUGUGGAAGCUGGAGCAGGCGAGCGAGUGGGGUGGCCCCCACGUUGGACAGGGAAGAAAUGCCACACAGGAGCCCACUGGCUCCAGGAGAAGACACCCAGUCCCCAGCAAAAGUAGAUGGGACCUGAGCUCCAUGUGGCCCAGAUCUAGGCCACAGUGGAGGGCAGGGUCAAGCUGAAGAAGGAAGUGGGGGAGGGGAGCUGCUUCGUACAUGCCUUGGGGUUAUGCUUUCUCUCCAUUUAGGAGAACUUGUAUUGAUUUACAGAGGGUCAGGCCUUUAGUGUUGAUGCAUGUGAGGGUCAGAUUUGCUUUCCAUGGUGUUGGCCUUGGACAGGACUGUGACUGCUUUCUGGUCCAUGGCAUCCCCGUCUGGGAAGUAAGCUUCAUUUCCUAACCACGUCAUGUGAGGUGGGAUUCCGAGUAAGGGGUGGCUUCCUGGUCCGGUACAGAGUGUGACCUUGGGGUUCGAUGCUGAAGUCCUACAGCAUUUCAGUGACUUCUGGGGGAAAGCAAGACCCAUUUUUCUGGGUCCCAGGUAAGUAAGUGUGUGACGAGUGAGUCAGGUCGAGGACCGUGUGGAGGUGCAGGUGAGGCUCCCUGACACACAUGCUUCUGAAAAUGGGGGACAGAAUCACCCACCGGGUGACUGUGAGCCUGACAGGCCUGUGGGACGGUGGACAGCUGUGGGCAGAGGUGGGCAUGGACUUGGGAAGGCAAGGGACCCCUUGACUGUGAGUGGGGCUUUGGGUUGGGAGAGCCGCCUGAGGGUCCCUCUGUCCGUCCAGCAGCCAGAGCUGUGGGACUGAGAUCACCUGUGCUCGAGAAGCCAUGGCAGCUUCAGGAUGAGGAGGGGGUGCUCCUGGGGCGGAGCGGGCUGGCUCUGGGCUGUCAGCGCCUGCAGGUGUAGGGAGGGGCCGAGGGUCAGGGCAGGCCCUCUGCCCACUGAAGGGAGCUGCCGUCUCCCGUGUCACCUCAGGGUCUUGGCACCCGGCAUAGUGGAGACCGAAGGAACCCCAGGUCCUCACUUGAACCUCACUAACCCCUUUCCAUGAACAAGUAACAGCCUGCUAGGUCUUGGCAAACCUACACAUCACAGAGACUCUGGAACAUUAAGUAGAGCAAAGAAAAGUGAAAUUCAACAGUUUGGGAUCUCUCAGCCUCCCUGUCUUCCUUGUUAUUACUGGUUUUCUUUGAAACGGCCGGUACUGCUCCAUCAGGCAGGCAACUAAUCCUUCCCGGUUAGAAAUAGAUGGUAUCUUUGUGCAUAAAGCUUUCUCCCAUGUCCCACUAUCCCCUUAGGAUAGAUUCUGGAAGAGGGAUUGUUGAGUGAAGGUAGGAAAACUGCUGAGGCUGUGGUUACAUACUGACCAAACGGCUUUCCAAAAUGUGUCCGCUUACACUGCCACCAGCAAGGACGAGUCGGCCCGCUCUGCCGGCCUGCCAGUGCCGAGUAUCAUCAACGGGCCAAGUCUGCUAAUUUGAUAAUGAAAAGAUGGCACUGUGUUUUCAUUUGUAUUUCUUUGUUUUUAACCCAGUUUAACAUCUUUCCAUGUUAAGCCAGUUGUGUGUCCUCUUCUGUAAAUCGUCACCAUCCUUGGCUCUUAUUUGUCUCCUGGGGUCUGUCUGACGCAUCUGUACAAGCUCGUUGUACAUUAAAGAUACUAACUGCCGUGUGUCAGC
Messenger RNA from Artibeus jamaicensis (Jamaican fruit-eating bat), 5350 nucleotides. It is a transcript of the gene RTL6, whose product is annotated as retrotransposon Gag like 6. Lineage: Eukaryota; Metazoa; Chordata; Mammalia; Chiroptera; Phyllostomidae. The record is from RefSeq and is a predicted model, not a curated record. The transcript is spliced from 2 exons. The coding region runs from base 650 to 1369 and encodes 239 amino acids.